Messenger RNA from Lutzomyia longipalpis, 3660 nucleotides. RefSeq names its product symplekin (gene Sym). The transcript has 3 exons. Gene Ontology annotation, cellular component: mRNA cleavage and polyadenylation specificity factor complex. The record is from RefSeq and is a predicted model, not a curated record. Bases 179 to 3613 code for a protein of 1144 amino acids. Lineage: Eukaryota; Metazoa; Arthropoda; Insecta; Diptera; Psychodidae.
AUACCAAGGAAUUUUUAGUGGGUUGCAAAUGUCAGCUAUCGCGAAAAAUUAACAAAUUGAGAAAAAUUGUAUAUUUUUUGCAAUUCUUUAAAAUUUCUUACUUUUAAAACGUGUAUUAAUAGUGAAAAAGACAACAAGUGAUAAGUUCUACCUUGACCUUGUGAAAGAAGGCUUGAAAAUGGAUAAUUUACUGCCGAGAACAACUUUUUUAGCGUCGGAGGAAACCGCAGCAUUAUUUACAAAUGAAAAAACUGCAAAUGCCAGGUCAAAGGUUGUUGAGUGGCUCAAUGAGGCUUCUCUGGCAGACAAAACGACCAAGUGUGAACUCCUUAGCAAGAUACAGGAGCUCACGGUGAAUUCCGACGAAGAAAUCCUUGAGGAAUUUAUAGACAAUGUGUUGACUUUUGCCCAAGACCCGCUGGCAGAUGUAAAGAGAACCGUUGUGGGAUUUAUGGAAGCUGUUGCAAAGAAAGAUGCGCAGUUUCUCCCCAAAAUUGCCCCAAUUCUCGUUCUCCUGCUACGAGAUCACUCACCACAGGUGCAGAAGCGUGUCAUCCAAGCCUUUGCGGCAAUUUAUCGGAGUGCUCUGAAGUGGAUUUGUACUGCCACGGAAGCCACUGAGGCGACUGAUAGUAUGGAAGAAGCAUGGAAUGCUCUGUGUAACAUUAAAGCCCAAAUUGUUGAUAUGAUCGACAGUGAUAACGAUGGGAUACGCACGAUUGCCAUUAAAUUCCUCGAGGGAGUUAUUAUGCUUCAAACAUAUCCAGAUGAGGAUAGCGUAAAGAAGGAGAAUGAUUUCUCCCUCGAAGAUGUCCCGACAACGCUUAAAAUCGUCCGGAAACGGAAGCUGGAGGAUGAAGCAAUAAACAUCUUUGAAUUAUUGCUAAAAUUUCAUGCAGCUUCCCAUAUAUCUUCUGUGAAUUUAAUUACAUGCACAGGAUCCCUGUGCUUAGUGGCCAAGAUGCGUCCGUCUCUCAUGAGCCCCGUUGUGGAAGCAAUUGCCAAGCUGAAUUCCAACCUGCCACCCACACUGACGGACUCACAAGUGAAUUCAGUGCGGAAACACAUCAAGAUGCAGCUAAUAAACAUCCUCAAACUACCAUCGUCGUAUGAAAUGCAGUCCACCAUUGUGCAGAUUUUGAGCGAUUUGGGAUGCAGCAAUCAAGAGAUUGCACGUGCACUACCCAAAAUAGAUAAACAUGAGCAGCAGAGACGUGCAAAGAGAGCUCUAGAAUCGAGUAUGGCCAAUGCUGCUAAGAAGGCCAGACACGAGAAGGAUGAUCGAGAGCGCGUGAUGGAGGUAGAUCAGGAGGAAUUGGCUAAUCAGAGAGCCAGGUGUGUGAAAAUCAACGAGACAAGUAUCCUGGAAGCCAUUAAAUCUCCCGAGCUUGUAGUUCAGGUUGUGGCAGAAACUCUGCCAAAGCUUCCGGACGAGUGUCCAAAACAUUUCCUGGAAAAUUACACACCAAUCAAGGAUAUGACUCAUGCACAGCAGAUGCUACGAAUUGCUCAAGGUUUAGCGGAGGAGAUGACAGAUAAGAAGUGUGGUCCAGGCAUGAGUGCUUUCACCAAGGAUCCACCGAUGCGUCCCAAAGUGUCUGUUGAUGAGGACAAAGCACAGGGAAUACGCAAAGAGCCAGUAGUUGUUGAGCAAGCUGCUCCAACGGAAAUGGAGGUAGUACGCCCGGAAGACGACAGUCAAAUGCGAAAGGAUGAGGCCACAAAGAAACUACGGGAGCAUCUGGAACGCACAAAGGGGGAACAGAGUUUACUGCCAAAAAUGAAGCAACGCGUGAGAACGCUAAAGUUGCAAGAAGUGACAAAACCCCUCCCGAAGCAGCUUAAAGAACAAUUUCUCCUGGAGGCUGUGAAACGCAUCCUCGAUGCAGAACGAGUAGCUCUUACGGGCGGUGCUGCACAUCAUCGACGGAAGAUACUCACAGUGCUGGCGUCAACAUUCUCACCGAGUGUGCGCGACAACAUCCUCGCGUUUAUAUUCAAUGACAUCAAGGAGCAUCUGGAUCUUGCUUUCUCUUGGAUCUAUGAGGAAUACAGCCUCCUUCAGGGCUUCACACGGCACUCGUACAUCAAAUCUGAACACAAACCUGACUAUGCCUACAAUAAAUUACUCUGCGAUCUCAUUCAGCACGUAGCUUAUCAUGCAGAAAUCCGGGAUAGGGCAUGGAAGAUUGAAGUCAUACGAUCUUUCUACUUGGAAUCUCCACUGAUAACAGAUGAAUCAAUUAACAUCCUUGUCUCUUUGUGCGAAAUGGAAUACUACACGGAUGUUGCUGUAACACUCGUUAAGGAUAUUGCCCUGCAGCGUCCAACAAAGACGGAUAAAUUCAUGAAAGUCCUCUUGCGAUUUGUUCUGCAUGAAAGUCCCGAAAUACGUGGGAAGGCUAUUGAGGAAGUUAUCACACUCUAUGCUGUCCACAAGAUGAUGGUGACACAGAUAGAGGAAUUUGCCCUACUGUGGCUGUCCUACUUGGACAGGGAAGCUCCACCGGAUGAGAUUUUCCAUUUGCAGUACGGACGCCCGGAACCCAUUUUGAUGUGGACGGAUGAUUUAGCAAGGAUUUGUCUCAAUCUCUUCCUGGCACUGAUGCCAUACCAUGAGAAGCUCAUCCACAAUCUCUGCUCCGUCUAUACAUCCACUAGCAGUGACAUGAAGAGGAUCAUCUUGAGAUCAAUUGAGGCUCCCAUCCGUCACAUUGGACCAGAUAGUUUUGAACUGUUGAAUUUGGUCGAAAACUGCCCAAAGGGUGCUGAAACACUAAUCACGCGAAUUAUCUACAUCCUCACUGAGAAGGCACCACCCACACCUGAGCUCGUGACUCGCGUAAGAGAGCUGUACCAGAACAAAGUGUCCGAUGUGCGUCUUCUAAUCCCCGUAAUGAGUGGACUGACUAAGAAGGAGAUUCUCACGUCCCUUCCGCGCUUUAUAAAACUCAACCCGGUCGUGGUGAAGGAAGUCUUCAACAGGCUCCUCGGACUCACGACUGAUUUUCACAAUGCACCCCUUCCAGUUAGUCCUACUGAACUCCUUGUGGCGCUUCAUACAAUUGAUCCAGCAAAGGUGGAGCUGAAAUUCAUUGUUAAAGCCACAAGUUUGUGCCUCGCAGAGAAAGAAACCUACACUCAUGAGGUCCUGGCCAUUGUCCUGCAACAACUCGUGGAAAUGCUGCCCCUACCCACACUCCUAAUGCGCACAGUCAUUCAAUCCCUGACACUCUAUCCACGACUCGCGGGAUUUGUGACAAAUCUCCUCCAGCGCCUCAUCCUCAAGCAUGUGUGGAAGCAAAAGGUGGUCUGGGAUGGAUUCCUAAAGUGUUGUCAGAGGCUCGUCCCACAGAGCCUCCCGGUUCUCAUUCAACUGCCAGCACCACAACUGCAGGAAGCCCUAGCACAGUGUCCCGAUCUGAGGGCACCUCUGCUGGAUCAUGUGAAGACCAUCACUGAGAUUGGGACGGUUUCGCAGGCAAUUCUGGAUGUUCUCAUGGGGAAUGUUGAGCGCAAAAAGGAACCAGAAAGACAAAAGCUAAACGACAGCGAAGCCAAGGAUGAUGUUCCCGGUGGAUCUGACCAACCACUUCCUCCAGGAGAGGAUUAAAUUGAAACCCAUUUCUAUUUCUUUAAAAAAUAAAUAAAAAAAGAAAA